Molecule: messenger RNA, 7493 nt
Organism: Sorex araneus (European shrew)
Lineage: Eukaryota; Metazoa; Chordata; Mammalia; Eulipotyphla; Soricidae
Gene: PLEKHA8
Product: pleckstrin homology domain containing A8
Exons: 14
Coding region: 255-1817 (520 amino acids)
Biological process (GO): intermembrane lipid transfer; ceramide transport
Cellular component (GO): cytoplasm; cytosol; membrane
Molecular function (GO): ceramide 1-phosphate transfer activity; ceramide 1-phosphate binding
Source: RefSeq, a predicted model, not a curated record
GCAGGCGCAGGGAGCCGGUCGCGUCGCCUCCGACCCCGGCGGGGUCACUCGCCGCGCUUUGGAGGCGGCUCCGUCCCCGCGGGCUCGCCGGGUGCCCGAGCGCCGGUGCCCCCGCGCCGCGGCCGCCGCAGUGACCCCGCCCCCGGGCCGAGGAGGUGCGGCCGGCCCCGCGUCCCGGCGAUGGCCCUGCGGCGGCGGCUCGGCCUGGAGUCCCGGGGCUUGGGGCGGUGAGGGCCCGCGGGCGCGGCGGCGCCAUGGAGGGGGUGCUGUACAAGUGGACCAACUACCUGAGCGGUUGGCAGCCUCGCUGGUUCCUUCUCUGUGGGGGAAUAUUGUCCUACUAUGAUUCUCCGGAAGACGCCUGGAAGGGCUGCAAGGGGAGCAUCCAGAUGGCCGUCUGUGAAAUCCAAGUUCAUUCCGUAGAUAACACUCGCAUGGAUCUGAUCAUCCCCGGUGAACAGUAUUUCUACCUGAAGGCCAGGAGCGUGGCUGAGAGACAGCGGUGGCUGGUGGCUCUAGGGUCAGCCAAGGCCUGCCUGACAGACAGUAGGACCCAGAAGGAGAAAGAGUUUGCCGAAAACACAGAAAACCUGAAAACCAAAAUGUCGGAACUGAGACUCUACUGUGAUCUCCUGGUCCAGCAAGUGGAUAAGACUAAGGAAGUGAGCGCAGCAGGUGUUGCCAGCCCCCAGGAGGGAAUUCACGUGGCAACUCUGCUGAAAUCCACAUGCAAUACCUUUCUGAAGACUUUGGAGGAAUGCAUGCAGAUUGCGAAUGCAGCCUUUACCUCAGAACUCCUCUGCCGCACCCCCCCAGGAUCACCGCAGCUGGGCAGGCUCAAGCCCAACAAGAUGAAACAUCCUAUUGUACCGAUUCAUAAUUCAUUGGAAAGACCAACGGAGUCGAACAGUUGCGAAAAUGGGUCUUUCAUUAUGGAAGUAAAUGGUGAUGAGGACAUCCUAGUGAAAAGUAAGAGCUCCUUGUAUGUGAAACCCGCCGAGAUAGAGUGCAGUCUCUCGGGUGAAGAAAACACAGAGGGUCCAAUGACAGUCCAAGGUGAAAUAAUGAAGGAAGAUGGAGAGGAAGACCUGGGAAAUCUUGAAAGCAGCCAGCCACAACCGGGCUCCAUCUCCAUCAGUCACUCUCCAGAAUCCCACUGGGAAGACAGCCAAGAAGUUAUCCCAACUUUCUUUAGUACCAUGAACACCAGCUUUAGUGACAUUGAACUUCUGGAAGAUAGUGGCAUCCCCACAGAAGCAUUCCUGGCCUCCUGUUAUGCUGUGGUUCCGGUGUUGGAUAAACUUGGUUCUACAGUGUUUGCUCCCGUUAAAAUGGAUCUUGUUGGAAAUAUUAAGAAAGUAAACCAGAAGUACAUAACCAACAAGGAAGAGUUUACCACCCUCCAGAAGAUCGUGCUGCAUGAAGUGGAGACGGACGAGGCCCAGGUCAGGAACUCGGCCACUGAAGCCCUCUUGUGGCUGAAGAGAGGUCUCAAAUUUUUGAAGGGAUUUUUGACAGAAGUGAAAAAUGGAGAAAAGGACAUCCAGAUAGCCCUGAAUAACGCGUAUGGUAAGACUUUACGGCAACAUCACGGCUGGGUGGUCAGAGGGGUCUUUGCGUUAGCUCUGAGGGCAGCUCCAUCCUAUGAAGAUUUUGUGGCCGCGCUGACCAUAAAGGAAGGGGACCACCAGAAAGAAGCUUUCAGUGCUGGGAUGCAGAAGGACCUCAGCCUUUAUCUCCCCGCCAUGGAAAAGCAGCUGGCAAUCCUGGACACUUUGUAUGAGGUCCACGGACUCGAGUCGGACGAGGUGGUGUGACACCUGCAGCCAGUCCCGCCUUCCAACUUCAGGGAACCCAAUUUGCCCUUGCGUGGCUCGUUGCCUGCUUGGUUUCCAGCAGCAGCCCUCUCCGGGCUAAAGAGGGCAUAAAGAGGAGGCAAGACCUACUGCUUUCAUAUUUAAUUUUUUAAUGCAUAUGCGUUUUGUGUGUUUAAAAAUCAAGGUGCUAUAAAUUUCAGUUGAAAGGGCCUCCUGGAAACCAGAUCAUAGCUACUUGUAGGCUGGGAUAGCAAGCUGAGAGCAGACUUGACAAAUGAACUCGUUGGUGUUUGUUUUGGUUUCUUAGCUUUUAAUUUUAGCAGAUCAUUCAAACCCAAGCUGCAAAUAAGCAAAUUCUGCUUCUAUUACUCAGCCUACAUAGAGUCGACUCAAAAUUUGAAGGGUGCUAGACCCCUUAGUUGAACAGUUGAAAUGUAGAGUUGGCUAUUCUCAAACAUUCUUUCAGGAAUCCCCAUGUCUAUGGCCUGUGGGCAAAAAGAGCUCAGGCAGUCCAGUUGUUGGGGUACUGGGGUGAUCUUCACACAUGGUGUGGGCAACAGAGACAUCAGUAAAAGGUGUCAUCCCUGUUUACGUAACUGUGGGGAGAAUGUGACUCUGCAGAGAUGCUCUGACCCCACUUAGAGGGCCCUGGGGGAGAGGUGAGACAGAUCUGAGGUGCCCCUCUCCAUGCGUCCAUGUAUGAGCUCAGUUGGAUAUCGUAUCAGACCCACGACAUUCAGGACGUUUCCCCAGGAUCAGAAGUGAGGUUUGGUGCAGUGUUCCUUAAUCUUUUCCCUACCACGAUGCCCUUCCCACCUUAUGUCCUUCCUGUGUACCUCCCCAGCCCCUGCCUCCCCCAGUUUUCACCUGUGCCCCCCUUGGAAUAUCCUGCAGGCCCAUUUCAGUUCCUGGUUUAGAAACACUGGUUUAGAGGUUGAGAAAUUUCCCCAGUCGCACAGCCACCUAGCAGAAGAGGCAGGUCAUUUCUAAGUGUGACUGAAUCACCUGGGCCUGUAAGUCACACGGGAUGCUUGUUCUGAAAAGCAGAUUCCCAGGCCUCACUCUCACUGAAGAACCAGAAGCAGGGGGUAAAGCCCUGCAUUCCUCUGUAUAUGCACAGAGAUCCCAAGUGAAUCUUAUGCAGACAGGGUUGAAGGAGCACUAGAUUGAACAAGAGUUUCCAAGAUUCCUAGUCUCAAGCCUUCCCCGCCCCCCCCCCCAGGAGGAAGAGGCUAUGAUUUUUUUUGGGGGGGGUCACACCCGGCGAUGCACAGGGGUUACUCCUGGCUCUGCACUCAGGAAUCAUUCCUGUCGGUGCUCAGGGGACCAUAUGGGGUGCUGGGAUUCGAACCUGGGUAGGCCGCAUGCAAGGCAAAUGCCCUACCCGCUGUGCUAUCAUUCCAGCCCCCCCGAGGCUAUGACUUAAAUAAAUGGUUAAAGGGAGAGUGAGAUGCCGAGCACCUUGACCCACAGCUUCCUUGGUUGAAUCAGCAUCAGGAGGCAGCCGGUGGACCCUGGCGUUGUAUGCAGGGACCAGGGUCCUGAGAGGUCUCUGAGCCAACUCGGCUUAGUCACCAGUGGUUCAGAGGAAGCUGAAAGCAGCUCCAGGUUAAUUGCAAAACCCUCAGGAUCAUGUCAAACAAGCUUUAAAUCAUUCAUAAAGCAGUGCCUUGGGUCCGUGUCCUGAAAGCCACAAGUAUCCCACAAGCUCCUCACCACCACCACCGCCACUUGAGGCCACUUCCUUCUAGCAGCCAGAAGGGAAGUUCCAGGGCAGAAGGUCAGGGUUUUGGUGGGACCCAGGCAAUGCUGUGAGGCUGACUGCCUAGCCCCUUGGUAGGGUAAACCCCUCUCCUGGGGCUAAGCAGUUGAAGCAGGAAGAAUAUUGAUUUCAUCCUUCUGCUGUCUUUAAUCAAAUAGGUAUUUAUUUCAUUCAUAUUUGUGAAACCGGGACCGGUUCACUUACGGCCUUCUGGGUACUUAAAGACCAGAUGCCUAGAGAGGAUACUGAAAGGACAUCAUUUCUGUAAAAAGCAGCUGCCCCAGUGUGUGUGUCCCCCAUUCCCAUGCGGCCCGGUGUGGUCCUGCCUCUUUGUGUGUGUGAACAUCACACAAUCACUUCCGUUCUGGCCCUUGACAUAACCUUCUGCAAGGGAAAAGAAAAGCCGCCGACUUGGACUAACGCUGUUUGGUUGGGAAAGGGAUGCAAGCAGGAAUGUGUGUGUGAAGCCUGAGCCUCACAGCUGCUGCUGCUGGCCGUCUGUCCCCUCUGGUGUGGGCACACCAUCAGGUUUCCAAGACUCCAAAUCCACACACAGAAGCCACUGGGGCGGGGGGCGGGGGGGAAGCACCCUAGUGUGGCGACUGGGUUUCCCGUGGCAGAAGUGUUGACUGUAUGGGACUAUCACUGGAAACCCAGGUCAGCUGGGUACUUUGGACGAUAUUUGCUACUCGCCUCUUUCCCAGCACUGCAGAGAGGGGUCAUGGUUUUUGAUAGCCCGGUUCCUCGAAUCUAGGAUGUGUAAAGCUCUGAAGGCCCCUCAAUAAAAAUGACUAGAAAUGGAAAUGAACAAGAAGCAGUAAAGUCAGUUUGCCCUGAUACACAUGGCGUAGUCGGAACUUCCAGCCGCAUCUACCAUAGUCGCUCCUGUCUUGAAGUUGUGAUUUGUGCUAAUUUAAACUUACUGUAAAGCUCUCUCUAUAACACUCCUAGACUUCUUGCGAUACCGGAGCUUUCUCUGCUCUCCAGUAAGCAAAGGUAGACACCAGAUGGGACCUGUUGAGAGAGUGGGGCACCUUCUUUUAAAGCAUUCCUAGGGCUCCUUAUCUAGAGAAUUCUUCCAAGAAAACCUAGAAGGAAAAGGAAGCAGCCUGUCUUCUAGGUAUUAGUACAAGCUAAUACAUAUUCACUAUCACUGAUCCUGGUGAUAAAAUGGUAAGUUGGGGUGAUGCCUUUCACCCCUUGGAGACAAAACCCACUGGUGACCAUGAGGCAGGGAUUUGUCCAUCAUCUUUUGAUCUAGCAUUGCACAGAGUUCUUUUUUGUUUUAUUUUAUUUUUAGUUUCUAGGUCACAAUUGGCGAUGCUCAGGGGUUGCUCCUGGCUCUGCACUCAGGAGUUACUCCUGGUGGUGCUUCGGGGACCAGACGGGAUGCUGGGGAUAGAGCCAGGGUCGGCUGCAUGCAAGGCAAGCCCCUAACCACUGUGCUAUCGCUCCAGCCCCUGCAGAGUUCCGGAAGCAGAUCGCUUGGAAUCUCCCCAGGAAAUUGACUUUGUCAUCCUUAUUUGUGUGUCACUCUGUGCAUGAAGCUUCCAGGUAUCCUGUUCUGCGGUGCAGGAACCUGGAUUCCAUCACUUGGCCCUGCCUCCGUGCUGGGUGGGGUUAAGGAAGGAGCUUUGGCUUCAUGAGCGCCACGCAUAUUGUAUGUGGUUCUCUUGGGCUUCAUUGCAUAGGUGUGUGUAUCCAAAAGGCAUAAUCAAGAAGCAUCAAGUUACCAACAAAUAAAGUAUACUUUUUAAAAUUUGAAGUAAAUUCUUAUUUACUUCAGUGGGGCUGAAGUAGCACAUAUCUUACUAAGGAUCUGUAAUCCAGUGGUGAAAACCAUAUCUGUGUAUAAAUGUCAUUUGAAGCAGCAGAGAGAGUCGGGGUUAUGAGCAAUACAAGAUGAUGUGGGCAUUUUAAAAUUAUCUAGAAGAAAUCUGUUUCAUUUGGUUUCCUACAAACUGCCACGUUCUGCAAGAAGUUGGCUACACAGUGGCACAGAUCUGAAUCAUGGAUUAAAAUCAGUUGUUUCUGACCUUGGUCAUAAGUGUGACAGCUCAACGUCCUUACCAUCAUGUCUUUGCUCCUUCUUGUGGGGAGAGGUCUCCCCAGUGUUGCUCCAGGGGCUGUGGAGCCCCAUCUGGCCAUUCUCAGCCAAUUAAGCCCAGUUCAAUGCAAGGGCUUGAAGAUGCUCAGUGCUGGAAUCACCCCUCGGGGCCAUUGGGCCACCAUGACGGUACUUGUGGCCUCCAGAGCCAAACCCGUGGUGCUCCCUCCCUACUCCCUACUGUGCUUGGGAUUAGACUGGGAUCAGCCACAUGCAAGGCAUGCACCGUAAUCCAGUGCUCUCUCUCCAGCAUCUCGGUUUUCUGUUUUAAGUUGAGCCAUCGACUUUGUAUGUGUGUUUUUGUGCAUUUCUAGAUGUAGAAUUUAUAAGUAAGAUAUAUUUCUGUUAGCUGAGCUGAUUUGUUUGGUGUCAGAGCACCUGGCUUCAGGUGUUCUUUGGAAUCAGGCCCGGGCCGUAGAGACAUCAUUGUGUGCAUCGAGUGUGUUAUUUAGAAAUCCGCUCUGCUUCUGGAUGUCCCUUUGUAAUCUGCAGCUGCUUCCUCAGGGGUUCAUAGUAUGACAUAAAGAAGCCCACUAGCUGUGGACCGGUUUGAAGACAGCUUUUCUCUGACAGAUUGUUAGGGAUCCUUUCAGCCAUCCCUUGGACAUGCUCUUCACUAGCCCGUCUUGGUAGCUCACCCCCGUUCCCACCCCAGUCUGUCAGCAGCCUGUGUGCAGAGACCCUCUACAUGAUUGCUCAUUGCACUGCUGUGUCCAGGGCAUGAUUAGGCGAUCAUUGAAGAGACAGUUUCCACAUGUAUUAGAUCUUUGCCCUCACUGUCUCUGUUUCGCCCUUUGUUAAGAGAGAAAAAGAUCACUUGUCACUACAACCCUGCAAUGCAAAUGUUUCCAUAAGUCUUUGGUUACCCUUUUAAAAAUCACUCCCCUUUCUAAGCAAACAGGUGUUUUUAGCUGAUCUAUGUGAGGCACAGGAAGAGAUUCUGUGUGUUUGAAGCACAUGCCUUCUAUUGCACCUGUAUUUGGAAGUAUGGUCAGUAUUUCUUCCCUGUACUUUAUAAAUAGAAACCGCUCUGGGAUCAUAGGUACUUCUUGCAAAGCUGAUCUCAUCCGCACAGACUCCUGUUUGUGUCUAUUUAUAAGUGCAUGUGGGGUCACUAGUGACAAGAAGGGUGACCUCAAAGUAGUCCUGUGGCUUCCUAGAAGGUUGUUGAGCCAGUCUCAUGCAUGUUUCAUGUAUGAGCACCCCUGAGUCAUGACAGUUCCUAGAAUGUCAGCAAACAGCCCAACUACCUCAUGUGAAAUUGGCUGUGGACAAUCUGUGUCAGAUGAGACAUGUGUUCAAGUGGACUGAAUCUGAGUUAGAGAUUGGACAAAAUGAUCUCUUUAAAGAAGAAACAUAUUAGACCAGAUGCCAAAGGCUACAAUGUACAUAGAUUUCUUUAGAUUAAUUUUUUAAGCUAGUAUUUAAUUUCACCUUCAGUAUUCUUAGACGUUUGUAGUUCCAUAAACCCAGGCACUUUGACUUUGUCACACAUGGUCCCUUGUUACCUGUUCUUAUCUUUUAUCAGUUUUGAAGGAGCAUUAUGACAGUAGAAAGCAAGUGUCAAGUAGUUUGUUGCUGUUUCCAUUUUCCUGGGUCAUUAAGAAUAUAAUGAUUAGGGCCUUUUAGGACCAACUGAUGAAUGAAAAUUUCAUGUUUAGGUUUUAUGUAAAAUGCUUCCAAGUUCUUACUCUUUGUCUUGUGGGAAAGGGGAACAAAGGAGGAUUUUACUUUUUUCUCAAAAAAUGUUUUAAAACAUCUGUCAGAUUUUAUAUUCAUUCGUUAUAAUAAACUUAUUUUUAAAGGA